Molecule: messenger RNA, 1650 nt
Organism: Echinops telfairi (small Madagascar hedgehog)
Lineage: Eukaryota; Metazoa; Chordata; Mammalia; Afrosoricida; Tenrecidae
Gene: RBPJL
Product: recombination signal binding protein for immunoglobulin kappa J region like
Exons: 12
Coding region: 1-1650 (549 amino acids)
Biological process (GO): regulation of transcription by RNA polymerase II
Cellular component (GO): nucleus
Molecular function (GO): DNA-binding transcription activator activity, RNA polymerase II-specific; RNA polymerase II cis-regulatory region sequence-specific DNA binding
Source: RefSeq, a predicted model, not a curated record
AUGGACCUUCUGGGGACAGCAGGUCCCUACAGAAGGGGGGCGAAGCGUCACAGCGCAGGGGGCCGCGGUAAGAACUGGCUUGACGCCUGCUCCUCCGCAGGUCCCCCCGCGCCCCCGGGACCUUUGACUCACCUGAGCCUGCCGGGCAGCUCGGAGGCGCGGUCGCAGAGCCGAGAGGACGGGCGGGGCCUCGCGGGCACUUGGACCAGGUCAUCCCCAGAGCGCGCCACGGUCCUGCGGGAAGGCGUGCGCCGGUGUCUGCAGCAACCCUGUGAGCAGACGGUGCGGAUCCUACACGCCAAAGUGGCCCAGAAAUCUUACGGAAACGAGAAGAGGUUCUUCUGCCCCCCGCCCUGUGUCUACCUCGCCGGGCCCGGCUGGAGGGUGAAGCCCGUGCCAGGCCAAGCUCUGCAGGCCGGGGAGGUCGGGCCCACAGUCUGCGGCUACAUGGGGCUGGACGGCGCAUCGGGCAGCGCCGCCGAGACGCAAAGGUUGAAUUUCGAGGAGCAGCCGGAUUCCAGGGAAUUCGGCUGCGCGAAGACCCUGUUCAUCUCCGACGUGGACAAGAGGAAGCACUUCCGUCUGGUUCUGCGGCUGGUGCUCCGCGGCGGCCGGGAACUGGGCACGUUCCACAGCCGCCACAUCAAGGUCAUCUCGAAGCCCUCGCAGAAGAAGCAGUCGCUGAAGAACACCGAUCUGUGCAUCUCCUCGGGCUCCAAGGUCUCCCUCUUCAACCGCCUGCGCUCCCAGACGGUGUCCACUCGCUACCUGUCAGUGGAGGAUGGGGCCUUUGUGGCCAGUGCCCGCCAGUGGGCUGCUUUCACACUGCACCUGGCUGAGGAGAGCGGUUCCCCAGGGGACUUCCCACCUCGAGAGGGCUACGUCCGCUAUGGCUCCCUGGUGCGGCUUGUCUGCACUGUCACUGGCACCACACUGCCUACCACCCUUCUGCUGCAGAUCAUCCGAAAAGUAGCCAAGCAAUGUGCACUCCUGGACGUGGGCGAGCCCAUCUCCCAGCUGCAUAAGUGUGCGUUCCAGUUCCCAGGGGGCCCACCAGGAGGCCCGGGAACCUACCUCUGCCUGGCCGCAGAGAAGGUGGUGCAGUUCCAGGCCUCCCCCUGCCCCAAAGAGGCGAACCGGGCGCUACUCAGCGACAGUUCUUGCUGGACCAUCAUCGGCACGGAGUCCGUGGAAUUCUCCUUCAGCACCAGCCUGGCCUGCACUCGGGAGCCCGUCACCCCCGUGCCUCUCAUCAGCACCCUCGAGCUGAGCGGCGGGGGGGACGUGGCCACGCUGGAGCUCCACGGGGAGAACUUCCACGCGGGCCUCAAGGUGUGGUUCGGGGACGUGGAGGCCGAAACCAUGUACAGGAGCCCUCGGUCCCUGGUGUGCGUGGUGCCCGACGUGGCCGCCUUUGGCAGCGACUGGCGCUGGCUGCGCACGCCCAUCACCGUGCCCGUGAGCCUGGUGCGCGCCGACCGGCUCUUCUACGCCAGCGCCUUCUCCUUCACCUACACCCCGGAGUACAGUGUGCGGCCCGGGCCUGCGGGCGCCCCGGCACCGGCCGCCGACGCCGACGCCGACGCGCUCCUGGCGAGCAUCCACCAGGAGUUCACGCGCACCAACUUCCACCUCUUCAUCCAGACGUAG